UGAGGUGUACUACUGUUGCCAGUAGUGUUUUCCCUCAGCUAUACUGUGUCCUGUGAUGUUUCCUCAGCGUCUACACAUGUAUAGAUGUUAGAAUUAGACCUGUUAUCUACAUCAGAAAAGGGAUGUACACUUUAAAAGGUCAAUUCAAACACAGUGAAAAUUAGGAACUUGAGACACUGAGACAAAGUAUUAGAAGAGGAAGAGGACUGACAGCGUGGGGGUAUACUAUAGAGACAUGGAUAUCAACAGCACAUCUCCAGACAUUUCAACCCCUGAUCAUGGAACGCUGUUCCCUGUGUACUAUGUACUCAUCCCCUUCACAGGGUUCACAUUGAUAGGGUGCGUGAUAGCACUGGUCGUUUACAUACGAAGGAAAAUAAAACAGGACAGGCUUCACCAUGUGCUGAUUCCCCAGUACAGCCAUGAUCCCAGUGAAUAUGACCAACACAGUGAGGAAGACUGGGGGCAUGAAGAUCGAGACGAAGACGAGGAAGAGAUGGAGCCUCUCUAUAUGGAGGGAAAGCUGUCCUUCAACCAGGCACGUGCACAGAUUGGGCUCUAGGGGUGCUGGAGAACCUGGCCUGAGGAUCGGUGACAGUUUACACUCUUAUCAUGUACAUUUAAAGGUAACAAAUUGCUCAUCACCUGCCCUUCUGCAGAUUUCUUAAAGUCUACCGGGAAGGGAAUUCUCCUUGAGGAUUUCUUCACGUCUACCUGGAAGGGAAUUCUCCUUGAGGAUUUCU
Messenger RNA from Salvelinus sp. IW2-2015, 743 nucleotides. RefSeq names its product small integral membrane protein 29. NCBI's taxonomy places the organism in Eukaryota, Metazoa, Chordata, Actinopteri, Salmoniformes, Salmonidae. The record is from RefSeq and is a predicted model, not a curated record.